Messenger RNA from Eurytemora carolleeae, 2279 nucleotides. RefSeq lists its product as uncharacterized. Bases 271 to 858 code for a protein of 195 amino acids. NCBI's taxonomy places the organism in Eukaryota, Metazoa, Arthropoda, Copepoda, Calanoida, Temoridae. The transcript is spliced from 7 exons. The record is from RefSeq and is a predicted model, not a curated record.
GUAACUAGAUCAAGUGUAAGAGUUCCAUCAACUAAACCUCAGAGUAAGCUUCUGACCAACUGUUCCGGAUCUGAUCUAAAGAAUAGCAGCAGCAGUAGAAGCAGCAGUUCGUUGACCUCUCGAGAAGCUGAAUUCCAAGCCUGGAAACGCCGGAAGAAUUAUGAUCCGUUAAAAUCUGCGAAUUCGAGAAAAUCCUCGAAUUCUAAAAGUGCGUACAGUCCCAGCCCAACACAGCUUACACAGCCUGCUCAGCAUAAACGCAUUCAGGAUAUGACCCAGUCCCUAGUUUGUGGAGAGAGUUCUGAUGAUGGAGCCCCGAUGAUGCGCUCUGCCUCUUUCCAUUACGAGAACGCGCGCACUCGCGCACUCACCAGCGAGGAUGAGUCCGCUGAGGAUUAUGGAUCAGGAUCAGAAUCCCAUCAGGUAGAGAAUGGAGGACGACAUUACUACCUGGAUGAGGAUGAAUUGAUCCUCCCAAUAUAUCCAUCUUCUAGUCAGAGAUCAAUCUACAAUCAUAAAUCUAUUUCUCCCAAACUGUCCCCCUCCAGAUCUAGAUCUAAACUAGAAGCUCUGGAUAACCUUGUGAUAUCCACAAUAUACUCUGUAUCCUCUAAACUAUGUAUCCAAACCUCAAAUAUGAUCAAGAGAGCUGGACAAUCCUUUCCACCAGCUGAUGAGGAUCAGGCUACAACUGUAGAGACUAUCCUCUAUCUACUAGAGGAUGUAGAUUUACCCUCAAGUCCUGCCAAGAAAACUUCUCGAGAGCUCUCAGGAACACUGCGCAAUUUGAAGAAGGUUGAACAAGCUGUUGAACUUCUUAAUAAACUGAUGGAUAACGACGAUUCAGAAGCUUCAUAAGACGACAUUCAUCCGAGUGUAAGACGACAUUCAUCAGAAUAAGACGACAUUUAUCCAUUGAAGAUGCUGUUUACAUGGGUUGGUCCAAUUUCCUUCAGAAGUUCAGAUCCAUGAACUAGAUAAUAGACUAUCUUUCCAGAACUGGACUUUUCUCUGUCCAACUAGAUCUAUCUGGUCCUAAAUUAGAUUUAUCUGAUUUUAAAUUGGAAUUAUCGGGUUUUAAAUUGGAUUUAUCUGGUUAUGACUAGAUGUAUCUGGUUCUAACUAGAUUUAUGAUUUAUCUGGGUCCAAAUUGGAUUUAUUUGAUUCUAAAUUGGAUUUAUCUGGUUCUAACCUCAUUUAUCUGGUUCUAAAUCGGAUUUAUUUGGUUUAAAUAGAUUUAUCUGGUUCUAAAUCGGAUAUAUCUGGUUUAACUAGAUUUCUCUUGGUCCAAAUAGAAUUUAUCUAGUUCUAACUAAAUUUAUGAUUUAUCUGGUUCUAAAUUGGAUUUAUCUGGUUCUAACUAGUUACUAGAUUUAUGAUUUAUCUGGUUCUAACUACAUUUAUCUGGUUUAAUUAGAUUUAUCUGGUUCUUACUAAAUUUAUCUGAAUUUUUUUGUCUGAGCUUGAUUUGAUCUUACUCCAUAUUAAUUUUUCAUUGACUUGCCUUAAACAUCUAGAUUUUCUGAACUAAUGAAUUAUCUAACUUUAAAUAAACGUCUCUGUAUAUUUAAUAACGUUUAAGCCAGGUAUCCGGCUCUAAAUUGAAAUUUAAUCUGAUUUUGCACUUUAAAACAUGUUUAAUGUAUAUUUCUCCUUUUCUUUUUUGAAAAGAAACGUUUUUUUUAAAUUUGAAGUACCCACACUGAAAAUUCAAAUUCUAUAUGUAAAUUUAAAUAACGAAAGUCCACAAAUCCUGCCAUUUAAACAUUUUUAACAUUGUUUAAGCUUAUUAUUAACAUAUUUAUAGAAAAUCAAUUAUAUAAAACGUAAAGCUAUUAAAUGCGCAAUUUCUUUCUGGACUUAAAAAUUUCUGCAAUACUAUUACAAUUUAAGCUUUUUGACAAUCAUAUAUUUAUAUUUAAGCUUCACGUUCACAUUCCUUUGCCUUUAGAGUACGUUGAAGUGCGUUUAAAGGGAGUGUUCGCUACAUUAUAUGAACAUUUCAAUUUCGGAAUUAUUUAGAUUUAUUUUCAUGCAAAAUGUACGAAAAAUUUGCUUGUACUACUUUGCGACCUUGUAUCUCCUCUAGUAUUCCUUUUACAUCCAAGAAUGAUUAAAAGCAUAGCUUUGCGGAAAAUAUAUUUAACUGAAAACGAGGUUUUAAUCUAAAAUUUAUUUUGGUUUAAUUGUAGAUUAAUAAAGACUUAAAGGUUACCGUUGUAAGAUUUAUUACGUUUUCUCCUUUAACCUCAUUUCCUUAAUUGCGAACACUCUCUUUA